This is a messenger RNA of Stylophora pistillata, 1802 nucleotides long. RefSeq names its product alpha-2C adrenergic receptor-like. Gene Ontology annotation, cellular component: membrane. Gene Ontology annotation, molecular function: G protein-coupled receptor activity. NCBI's taxonomy places the organism in Eukaryota, Metazoa, Cnidaria, Anthozoa, Scleractinia, Pocilloporidae. The record is from RefSeq and is a predicted model, not a curated record. Gene Ontology annotation, biological process: G protein-coupled receptor signaling pathway.
UUUUAAUUUCAUCUUCAGGCAAUAAUGUUUGCACUGAAAUUUCUUCGUUUUCGAAAUUAGUUCGUGAUAUAUUUUGUCUUUAGUUAAUUCAGCCGCAAAAAUCUGUGACAAGAGGCACCACAAGAAAAACUCUCGAGUUACCAUCAUAGCACUGCACUAAGUAAAUAUCAAAGGGGACUUAAAACGUUCGAUCGACCUACUGAUUUGCAAUGCAAUGAAGUUUUGGUGGACUUAACUGUCAUCCGAUUUGUAAGCCCGCUUCCUGAUAUGAUCCUCUCAGAGGAUGAGGAAAACAACAACUUCUCCCUCGUUUUCGCUGUUGAUAUCUCUAAAUACAUUUAAGACGUUAUAGAUUUAAACACUGGCAAGGACCGAGAGGACGAUAUUGGACUCAGGAUUUGAUAAAUGGAUCUGUAAUUAGGUAGUCGUAUUAGCAAUUUUUCCAGGAUUUCAAAUGGAAGCUUUUCUCGGUUCCAUUGGUUGGUUUCUUUCAGUCGCCACAGCGAUAGGAAACGGCUUUGUAGUCAUUCUUAUCGUAAAAAAUCGUCGACUUCACUCCUCUGCCAACUGGUUCGUUCUUUCCCUGGCAUUGGCUGAUUUUGUGGUUGCAGUGAUCGUUUUCCCAUCGGGUUAUAUUUGCAACAAAUUAAUGGCGUGCCACACAAGGAUAGAAAUGGCACUGUUUUGGUUCGCUAUUCACGCUUCGGUCACAAAUCUUUGUGCAUUGACUAGGGAUCGCUAUGUCGCCAUCGUUUAUCCGUUCAAGUACAAUGCAUCUAUGACCAAUAGACGACCCGAAAAAGUUAUCAUGAUAGCAUGGCUAACUCCAUUUAUAAUUUCGCUCGCACUUUUUGUCGGAAUGUACGUUACAGCUUCAGAGACUGCACUGAAAGCUCUACGAUUAACAGGUGUCUCUGCCUUCGACUUAACAUCCUGCAUGCUCCUCUUGUAUGCUGUUGUUCGAGUCUUAACAGUGGCUCGUGCACAAUCACACCAGUCAACUGCCAUAGAACUUCAGCUUCAGUCUGUAGCAAUUCGUCGACACAGGAAACACAAUACCGCUCGCUUUAUCAUUGCUCUCAUCUUGUUUUUCCUGGGAUGUUACAUUGUGGCAAACUGCUUGCUUAUGUGCCUCACUUUCUCUUGCAAUCUCUCCACGAAAUCCUCCAAGAAAGUAGCACAGGUCCUCACUUUACUCUUUGUUCUUAACUCUGCGGUGAAUCCACUCGUCUACGCUUUUUUGAAGAAAGACAUCAGGAAAGAAAUAAGAAAACUCUUCUGCAAAGAAAACUAGUUCAAGAUGAUGAGAACUGCUAAGGAUUACAUUGGGGAGUUUCUCUUUGUCGUCAGCUCACUGAAUACGCGGGUAAUUAGUUAUUUAAGUCACACUUCGCCCACGAACCUUCACUUGAAAGUGAUCGAUCGUCCAGGAUUUUUUUUCGCCCGCGGCAUAAAAUCGACAGUGAAACACCAGAGAUGAAUGACACCUAGUACCGGUGGCCAUAGAAAAGCGUGUUUUUCUCUGACCUAGUAAUCGAUUAUUUACAUCGCGCUUUUUUUCCCAUGAUUUUCAUUUCGUAAUAUCAGUCAUGCUGUAAAUUCGAUAUACUGAGAAGUGUUUUGUUAGAUACGUAUUCUUCGCGAGAUUUGGGCUUCCAGUUGUCGUAAGAAAACGGUCUUUAAAGGAUCCCUUCCAACCAAAAUACAUUGCGCGCGCGAUAUGUGAAAUCCGCCAUUUUCUCUGCCAUCCGGUAUUGGACAAGUCGUGAAGUGGAAAGAAAUCCUCGUUCAUCCGAGUACAU